CUGGUUAACUCGGCAGCCGCACUGCGCUUGCGACUCGUUUUGCAAAUUCAUUCAAUGCAGUUACGUUCAAUUCUAAUUCAAAGUUCUUCAGAACCGAAAGGUUUUAAAAUUGCAACCCUCUUUUUUUAUUAGCCAGUUAUCGAUUUCUGAAAAAAGUUUAGUUUAGAAUUUUAACAUUGACAUUUUGUUUUUGGAAUGUCCCGAUAGUGAUGUCAUAAUUUAAAUCUGAAUUAUUUUGCUGCUUAGUAUUAGAAUGAAAAUCACUGAAUCGCUCGUGAAUGGAAAUGAAGCGGCGGCUCAUGAAAGCUGUUACUCUAUACCGGCGAACAACAUGUCUGGUGGUUCUCAUGUGUCGCGAACUACAUUCGGCGGAGCCGACUCCGAGAUGUCCAGUGGUAGUGCUCCACCGCUUCCCAGUCCAGCAUCGGCUGGAGCCGCACUAGUCUCGCCAGAAACUUUAAGCAGACACAGCAGUCCGCCCCCGCUACCUCCUCAUCCGUCGCACCAGCAUCCGGCGCCAUCUUGUUCCUCUCAUCGGGUGCAUAUGGAGUCGCCCUUACGGAUGUCCAGUGCUCCAUCGAUGAACUUGGGUGGUUCAUUGUCGCUACAACCCAUGCUGUACGGAGCUGCGAGCGCUGGUUCGGCUCACGUUCCUCUGCCGCCAACGAGACGCUCACCACGACCUUCCAACACUAUACAGCAGAUGCACGUUAUAAGCGCAAGCGAUGCAUUAGCGACCACGUUGUCCGCUCUCUACGGGAAGCUGUUGGUGGUCAUGGGUGUCGCCUUUCCCAUGGCCGAAGUCAUAUCAACGUACAUUCCACCCUCGUUUUAUGAGGGUUUCUAUUUGUACCUGUACAUCGGCAGCAUGGUGUUCCUCUUGUAUAUGUACGCUGCUCUCGUUAGGGACAGAACGCGAUCUGGAAAGGAAACCGCUAUUGUUGCAAAGUCAGAAUCUAGUUCGACGCCAUCCGAAUCGGAUUCGUGUUCAUCGCACGAACAAAGUACUACGACAACGACACACGCGAUCCCACAGUUACCCGCCAAGAGAUUAUCCCUCGGAUUUGCAUUGGCCACCCGGACGCAUCACUACGGAAGUUUUUAUUUGCGAAUGGGAGCUGUUGCUUUUGGUAUCGGAUCAAUGAUAUACUCCGGGCUGGAAUUUGGUCAGUACUGGGAACUGGAGAGGAACACUAAUUGUCACAACGUCCUGCUAGCGCUGACACCCGCCACCAGAAUGGCCUUCAUCUUCAUACAGAUGUACUUUAUCUUUCUCAACAACGAGAUGAAAGUAUACAAACACAAGAUUGUGGCCAGGUUCGGUUUAAUGCACAUGGUCGGAACUAACCUCAGCGUGUGGUUGAAUGUAUUGGUUCAGGAAACGAAACACGAGAUAUUGACCUUCUACGACCCGGAGAACAAGACCAUUGGACUUUCGCACAGACUAGCAUUCCAAAAGGCCUUCGCUUCUUUAGCUACUGAGGUGCCUCCAUCACAUCCGGCAGCGGCACAUCUCCGCGUUCCGAGAGGGCUGAAAGGACCGCAUCACAUUUUCGAAUGUAGACGUACUAACAUAAUGGGUACUCUCGUUCAAGAUGCAUCGCCUUUUUUGUUUCCUUGUACAAUUGAGUAUUCACUUAUCUGUGCGGCUAUACUUUACGUCAUGUGGAAAAAUAUCUCGAAAUAUCCGUCUAAAGACGUAGCGGCAGCAAUCGCCAAAGCUCGCAUACUCGAAGGCUUAGCUUACAAAAAGUCCCCACAUUUGUACAGCGUCGACUGCGCUAGAGCUCACAAGGGACUGUUUUUUGGAAUUCUCGUAUUAGUUCUAACGAUUAUAUCUCUAAUCUUGUUCUUCGUUUUGGUGUCUAAAAAGGAAUACGCUUCAUUGGCGGUUGUCGAAGUGAACAUGUGUGAAUUGGCUCUUUACGCUAUGACGACUUUAGCUAGUUUGGCCGGAAUGUUUUGUGUAAGAAAUCUAAAGUAUGACGGAAACCGAAAUCUCGAACUCGAUAACAUACUUCUUGUUGGAGCUCAAACUGGCAUGUUCAUUUAUGGCACGUUUACCAUCAUCGGAGGGCACUUCACUAUAGAAAAGAACACGAUUCUGAUUUUGAUCACUGCUUUAUCUUCGUUAAUCCAAACAACAUGUCAGACGAUGUUCAUAUUGGAUGCGAGUCGUCGGUCAGCUAAGACUCCUGAACAAUUGAGAAAAAAGCCUGGCAGGGAAAUAGUGACGUUCUUAUUGGUAACCAACUUAGCCAUGUGGGCGAUCAACACACUGGAGAAAUCGCGCGCCGAAUCUCAUCCAGUCCAGUUGCACUUUUACGGACUCUGGGCUUGGACGAUCAUAACGCAUGUCUCAAUGCCGCUAGCGAUUUUCUACAGAUUCCACUCGACCGUUUGCUUGUGUGAGAUUUGGAAGCGCGCUUACAAAAUGAAACCUGCCUACAUGUAGCGACGAAUCCGAAGGUAUUAAAGCCACCGGUAAAAUAUAAUUGACUUUUGUGUAACGCAUUCGUAAUUUUUUCGAAGUUAGUCGGUGUUGGUUUAUCUGGAUGAAAGUGCCAUAAUUACAUCUAAGUCGGAUGGAUAGUGAAUACCGGAACUAAUUUUAUUAAUCCUAUCAUUUUAUUAUUAUGAAUACAUAUUUAUAAACGUGUAGUUUUGAACAUGCUUAAUCUAUUAUAAUCCGGUGUACACUUAUCUUGAUAUUAGUUUCGAAGUUGACUGCUAUAUGUUAAGUUAUUGUAUUUAAAAUAUUUUAACGUGUUAUUUAUUUGUAGCUUUUUGAGACGCUUUAAUGUUAUUAGCGAAGGUGCGUGCGUUGUUGAUAUCAGUAUUUUGCGAAUAAACGGGUUUAUACGUUUGGUUUUAAUGCUUUAAACGUAGAAGUUAUUUUUUUUUCUCAUGAUUAUAGCGUUAAUAAAUGUAUAGUUAAAAUAUUGGAUAUAUUAUAAGUAGAUUAUGUGUUCGUCUUUCGUCAUGUUCAUUAAUUAGAUGUAGCUAGGUGUAAGUUGUUCCAAGAUGUGGCCCGCAUAAACAUUCCAGUUUUUUUAAUAGUUUUCUUUACUAUUUUAUUAACAUCCUCACGUACUCAGAUUUAAAUGACAAUGUCUUCCAUUAGAUUAUAUUGUUUUAUACACAUUUCUGUUAGAACACAAACCUGUAGACUGUAGAGUUAAAUGAUAAAGUAAAUACCUAAAUAAAACAUUUUCCAUAGUUAAAAUGGGAGCAAUGAAUUAUCGACCUAAUAUUUUUUUGGGAAUUUUGGAUGUUUUAUCGAAAGAAAAAAAAAAGAGUAAAAACUUGCAGUUACAGAUACAUGUACGAAGAGAUAAUAAUACGUUUUAUUAUUAUAACGAGUGUAAUCUUAUAGUCUGAAUUUAUAUUUGAGAUUUGUAGGUGUAUUUAUUCGGAUGGAAAUGUAGUGUCAGUAUUUUGGAUAAACUUUUAUUAGUAGAGAUUAACGUGCUGCGUAUCCAGUAAGUAGAUGAAAUAUGAACACCAAAGUUUUAUAAAGGGUAGGAAAUUUGGAGCUUACUAUUAUAGAUGUCAGAUCAUGACUCGGUCGGUACUACAAUACACAAUGUUACAAUAGAAUUAGCUAAUAAACAUUACGUCCAUUGCAUUAGGUUUUAUGAAGCAUAAAGCAUUCAUUUAUUGACAGAGAUAAAAAUAUUUAAAGAAAUUUUACGAGGUUCAUUUGGCAUUGCAUAGUUCAAAUGUAAUUUACAUUUCGUCUAGAAUUGCAUGUAACUAGAUUUAGAAAACUUUAUAUACCUUCUCAUAGUUUGAUGUCGUAAAAUAAGGUAUAAUCAAUCGUUUCUAAUAUUUGAAACUGUAACAAAUAAGCAAUUUUGUAGGUCAUAUUCAAAUAUUAAGAUUACAGAAGAAGUACCUUACAGAAAUACAUUACAGAUAACAGCUGAUUCUGUAGGCUCAAUCAAAUCUUACUUUAACUAAAGUGUUUCUAAGUUAUUCACGGAUAAUUAUUAUUAGGGCAGUAUAAUCGGAGUAUAAGAUGUAUCGGUUGAGUCUUACCUCUGUUUCCACUAUUAUUAAUAACUAAAGAUAUUGUUAGUAAUAUUUUACAGCCACGUGAGUGAACGCUGAAUAAUGUUCAUCAUGAUGACGGCAGGGUCACUAAAUAAUGUAUCAUUCCAACUAAUACAAAAAAAUAAAUAGUUAUUUAGUGACCCUACUCUUAUCGAUCCCAGAUGUAUCGAUUUGUUGAAUUUAAUUAAUCUCUGUAUUUCGAGUUUUUACUGUGUAGAUGUGUAUAAUAUGCGUUCAAAUACCUCAAAUUUUAUGUAAUUGCUGUUUUAUUGUGUUUAAUCAAUCGAUAUGUUAAAUCGUAUGCAUCUAAUUGUUUUUGCAUUUUCAUAAAAAUGACAAUUUGAGUUUUAUGUUGAACAAUUUUCUGUUGUCCUACAAGUUAAUGUACUACGCAGAAAAUAGUGCUUGUUAUUUUUAUAUUAUUAUUGUUUCGUGUUGAAUAAACACUAAUAAAAUAUUUGAUAGAUUUCUAUAACAACGCUCAAUGGUGUCCGCAUGACUAAUUUUUCAUAAGAUCUUUUUAAGUAACAGCUCAAAACAUUAGUCAACAAUUUGAUUGGUUUUAUUCAAACUAGAAUAUGAACUCAUCAAAUAGGAGGUUUGCAGCUGGUAAAAUGAUAAUUGAGAUAAUGAGAGAUUGAUGACUAUUUAAAUCCUGUAUGCCAUGAAAACACAUUGAAAUACACAUAAUAAUAUGUAUUAUAAAAUAUAUAAUAAUAUAUAGUAUAAGUGUUGUUUUGAAACGACCCGAUGAUAGUCCACAUGAAUUCUCAACUACAAUCAGUAUUUUUGUUAAAGAUAUUUUGAAUUUAAGGUGUAGUUAAUUUUGUUGUUAGUCGUCGACGAUCGCGUCAACGGUCGAUCGGGGAUCAUCGGGGUGACGCCCCGGGUCUGGUUGUAUUGUUGACCGUGGAAACCCGAGGUCAGAACCCGAUACCCGGAUUCUGACCUCGGGCGGAAAUCGAACGUCGGGAGUCGUUAGGUGGGUAGGGAUCUAAAACCAUCCUUUGGCCCGCGGUCAGCUCCGAACAUUUGUGGACCGUUAGUGCUUAUGUACCCCGCGCGCCCUCAUGCAUGAGGUUUGAUGCCAUGCCCGAAAAAAAAGUAACUACUUUGGCAGAACGAAAUUAACAGUAAAAGCGAUACAGCUUACAUUUGCUAAUCCUAGUACCGGUUCAGUGAUACUUUCAGUCUUAUGUUUAUAUGUAUAUAUAAUAUAUAAAUGCGAUGUAUUCAUGCGUUGAAAAAACAAUUAUAUAAUAUCAUGGAAUAUGUAACUUCAUACAAAUAAUACAAUACAUGAUAAACAGUUACAUCCACGUAUACAAAUUAAUAUGAUUUGUUGCUAUUUUAAUGUGUUAUUAUUUUAUUAUGUUAUUGUUGUAAGUGUGCAUCGUUAACUGCAUAUUUUAAUAUCUUUCGAUCUCUCGAAGAGAUUGCUCUUAGUAAUAGGACCGCCCAUUGUCCUUUUGUGUAGAACGUUUUGCAUUUGUUUUUCAUUAUCUUGACGUACAAUCAAACUUUCUAUGCUUCCUAGUACACGAGCCAGCAAUGCAGAUGUAGCAUUGAGGGUUCCGUAUAAAGGAAUUGCAUACUUUUACUGAAUACAAAUGAUCUUAUUGACCACCGUAUAUUUGUAUAUAA
Messenger RNA from Bombyx mandarina (wild silkworm), 5700 nucleotides. Its product is annotated as proton channel OtopLc. NCBI's taxonomy places the organism in Eukaryota, Metazoa, Arthropoda, Insecta, Lepidoptera, Bombycidae. Gene Ontology annotation, biological process: proton transmembrane transport. Gene Ontology annotation, cellular component: membrane. Gene Ontology annotation, molecular function: proton channel activity. The record is from RefSeq and is a predicted model, not a curated record.